Molecule: messenger RNA, 1533 nt
Organism: Acomys russatus (golden spiny mouse)
Lineage: Eukaryota; Metazoa; Chordata; Mammalia; Rodentia; Muridae
Gene: Gfap
Product: glial fibrillary acidic protein
Exons: 10
Coding region: 30-1442 (470 amino acids)
Biological process (GO): regulation of chaperone-mediated autophagy; intermediate filament organization
Cellular component (GO): cell projection; intermediate filament; cytoplasm
Molecular function (GO): structural constituent of cytoskeleton
Source: RefSeq, a predicted model, not a curated record
GCCCCAGGAGCCAGCAGAGAUAGGGCAGGAUGGAGCGGAGACGCAUCACCUCUGCACGCCGCUCCUACGCCUCCUCCGAGACGCUGGUCAGGGGCUUGGGUCCCAGCCGCCACCUGGGUACCAUCCCACGCUUCUCACUGUCUCGAAUGCCUCCUCCACUCCCUGCCAGGGUAGAUUUCUCUCUGGCCGGGGCACUCAAUGCUGGCUUCAAGGAGACUCGGGCCAGUGAGCGCGCCGAGAUGAUGGAGCUCAAUGACCGCUUCGCUAGCUACAUCGAGAAGGUCCGCUUCCUGGAACAGCAAAACAAAGCGCUGGCAGCUGAGCUGAACCAGCUUCGAGCCAAGGAGCCCACCAAGCUGGCUGACGUCUACCAGGCAGAGCUGCGGGAGCUGCGGCUGCGGCUGGACCAGCUUACUGCUAACAGUGCCCGGCUGGAGGUGGAGAGGGACAAUCUAGCACAGGACCUCGGCACCCUGAGGCAGAAGCUCCAAGAUGAAACCAACCUGAGGCUGGAGGCAGAGAACAACCUGGCUGCCUAUAGACAGGAGGCAGAUGAAGCUACCAUGGCCCGUGUGGAUCUGGAGAGGAAGGUGGAGUCGCUGGAGGAGGAGAUCCGGUUCCUGAGGAAGGUCCAUGAGGAGGAAGUUCGAGAACUCCGGGAGCAGCUAGCCCAACAGCAGGUCCAUGUGGAGAUGGAUGUGGCCAAGCCAGAUCUCACAGCUGCCCUGAGGGAGAUUCGCACUCAGUACGAGGCAGUGGCCACCAGUAACAUGCAAGAGGCAGAAGAGUGGUAUCGGUCCAAGUUUGCGGACCUUACAGACGCUGCUUCCCGCAAUGCAGAGCUGCUCCGCCAGGCCAAGCACGAGGCUAACGACUAUCGCCGCCAACUGCAGGCUUUGACCUGCGACCUGGAGUCCUUGCGCGGCACGAACGAGUCCCUGGAGAGGCAAAUGCGGGAACAGGACGAGCGCCACGCGCGGGAGUCGGCGAGUUACCAGGAGGCCCUCGCUCGGCUGGAGGAGGAGAGCCAAAGCCUCAAGGAGGAGAUGGCCCGCCACCUGCAGGAGUACCAGGAUCUACUCAACGUUAAGCUAGCCCUGGACAUCGAGAUCGCCACCUACAGGAAAUUGCUGGAGGGCGAGGAAAACCGCAUCACCAUUCCUGUACAGACUUUCUCCAACCUACAGAUCCGAGGGGGCAAAAUCACCAAAGAAGGGGAAGGCCACAAAGUCACAAGACAUCUCAAAAGGCUCACAAUACAAGUUAUACCAAUUCAGGCUCACCAGAUUGUAAAUGGAGGCCCGCCACCUCUCGAAACCAGCCUGGACACCAAGUCCGUGUCAGAGGGCCACCUCAAGAGGAACAUCGUGGUAAAGACGGUGGAGAUGCGGGAUGGUGAGGUCAUUAAGGAGUCCAAGCAGGAGCACAAGGAUGUGAUGUGAGGUGUGGCCACCUGGUGGCCCCCGGCCAUACAGUGUGAGGGCCCGAAGCGCCUCCUCAGAUAGUCCUGUUCCCCCACGCCCAAUUCCCAUC